ACCAAGGUAUGUACAACAAUUUUACAAUGACUAAAAAGAGAAGAAAAACUGCAAUGGGAGUGAAGAGUAAAUAUAGAAUACCAGUGAUCGUGUUGAUAUAUACUAGUAAAUACUUGUAUUGUUAAAGAGAAAUUUGUAAAUUAAUUGUUAUGCCCUUAUUUCUUAAAUACGCAAUGAACUGUUUGAAGUUGUAUAAUAUUAUAACAUGACAUAUACAAAUCUGAAUUACAGAUAUUUCUUAAAAUAUGUUAUCUGUGUGAUAUAUUCUUUGAUAUUUUUAUGUUGUUUUUGUUUUAGUGCAAUUGAUUUCGAUUUGCUUAUCGGUGCAUUAAGAAUGAGAUACAUCUAUACUAAUUGAAUGAAUUAAAACCUUUUGAGAUAUGGAUUACAAACACGCAAAAUUCUCUAGGUGACAGGGAAAAUAUUAAUACAUACAUCCAUGGCUAUUCGUUUUAAGUGGUUGAUUUUUCCCCAGCUUGCUCUGUCUUGUUUUAAAUACUCCAUAGCCGUUCGCAAAAAUAAACUUAAAACUGUUGUUGCAGGAAAAAACAAACAAAUGCUAAAUAAUAUGUGACGUAUAAAAGAACAAGACAGAAACUCACCUCAAUUUAUGGACUUCAUACAUUUCCUUACCUAUCUUUUUUUGUUGUUGUUGCAUGCAGUAACCACUAACAAACAGGAGGGGUCAGUGUUGGACCGGUUUUGCCCGGCGGGCUCCAGGCUGGUGAUGGACAGACUGUGGCCGGGAGACGCCACGUUUCGAGGUCGGUAUCACCUACAAAGCAGCCCCGCUGGAGCUAGAGGACCUGACUCAUGGACACUUCAGCAGGACGGUGCUUGGCUGUACACUGGUCAUGAGGUGUUAAAAGCCCAUCCCAUGCAGUCAGUGGGUCAAAUAUAUAAUUAUUCCAUAAAAAAAUGGAGUCAGGAUUUAUAACAAUUUGAGUCAGUAAGAAAAUGAGAAAAUGACCCUGUUUAUUGCUCAAUCACUAUAGGCUACAAUCCCCAAAAUCUCAAAUCUCAAAAUGUUUAAUACUGUACAUUCGGAGAUUACAGCCCAAUGGUUAUAGAUGCACCUGUAGAUACACAGUAUGUGCCUUGUGUUGACAACUACUAACCCAGGAGACACAUAAUAAAUUGUUAAAGACAAUGAAGAACUAGUGAAGGAUAGGAUUGAUCGGUGGACGGAUAAGUGGAUGAUAUUAAAUUGCUCAGUCAACAUCACAUUAGAGAACAAAUUUGCUUAUGGAGACUAAAAGGGAUUUCUGGGCUUAAAGUAGUUCAUCAUCCAGACACGAGUCAACAGCAGUUCAAGAUUUUCUUUCAUUGAAUCAGCCAUUAAUGAGAAAUAAUAUGAGAAAAUAUAGUGUGUUUCAUGAAUUACUAAAUUGGAUUUUUCUCGGCCAUUGAUAGAUAACAUUGGUUUCAGGGCACCUGUUAAGUACAAUGACACUGAAUAACAUGCUUUUGGUCCUUUUUUUGUUGUUUUGUUUUUUUAAACUUUGGAAUUCCUCUUUAGUCAUUCAGUGGCUCAAUUUUAUAUCCAAUGAUGGUGCAAUAAACUUUGCAACUCCCCUUAUCCCGUGAGCCUGUUUGGUCCUUAGAGCUGUCCGGUGCUGAAAACCAUGCCUUUCCUUUGGUUUACUGUGGUAUUUAGACAACAAGAUAUAUAUUUUUGUUGUUGUCUUGCAUUUCCCAAGUCGACGAAAAGGACAGAUUUGUCUGAAUUAGUGCCAGCUCUCCUGGUUCCCCACAGCUGCGCAAAACAAGGCCUAACUGAAAAGCCGGCCCUGCCAAAAGAUUGAGUGAUGGAGUUUAUGUUUGGAGGAAAUAAAACAGAAAUGUAUGUCUAUUUCUAUGGCUCAUCCAAUUGUUCACAACUAUAAAAAAAAAAUGACUGUGGCAUCAAUAUUAUGGUUUUAAAGGGGGAAACGCUCCAAAGCCUAAAACUAAAAUGAUUACCCUAGACCUACUACACCUAAUUGAUAAUGUGCCAAUGUAAAUGCAAAUGUCCCCAUACACCAAUACUACACAGUCAGAGUAAUAAUACUAGCCUGUGCUUCCUUGCUAGAAAGCAUAUGAGCCCGUGCAGACCUCCGCCCCCGAUAAACCCUGAAGUGUGGCUGCAGCAUCCAAGUAUUCUCUACUUCUCAAACAUGUCACUUUUACUCAGGUUCAUUAUCAGACGCUCGCUCCCGAAGCCCCCGGGCACCAGCAGUGGCAACGUCAUGGCGACUCCUUUUACAAGUCUAUUUGUGAUUCACACCGCCUGGCGUGAGUCACAACAUGGGACACGUCGUUAUCACGUAAACAGCGCGGCCCCCCGGGAGCGCGUCUUUACUUAAACCGUUAAGACUCAGUGAGAGGCCGAUUUAUUCCAGAAGUUUUCUUUAUUUAUAGUUGAUUACAGAGACGGGUAAACUCCUGUAGCAGGGGAUCACCAUAAGAAAAUCACAAUACCAUUAUGCAGACCAAUGCAACAGUCAGGUGUGUUCACAUCCAACUACAGUUGACAACAUCUAUUCAGUAUAGGGUAAGAGGAGGCAGAGCUGAGACCCAUGAUUAGUUUCCAUCGACCUGAGGACUGAAAUGUCACCAAUGACCUUCAAACAGACGCUAGGUGGCGCGAUGCAAACUCCAAACCUCUGUCCGUGGUGCUGAAAACACCCACUGUAGCCUAGUGUGGUGUCCUGCAUGACUUAAAUAGAAGUACGAAGGUAUCAGAUAUAGCCUACAUACGUCAUGAAGGGACUAUCUGCCGCUUGUUAGCGCCUGUCACUGCGGCAUCACAUCGUCUCCCCUCAUUUACAGUGAGCAGUCAUAUAAUUCAAACGCCGGUAAACGCCUGACACCAAUACACUUAUUGUCUCCCACACAAAUUUUGAGGCCACAAAUAUUUAUGCUGGGGUAGAUGGCAGUAAUACACAGUUAUGAACAUUUAGCUUUAGGCUACAAAGACAUUUAUACUGAUAUACAAAUGGGUGUUGAAUCAAGAGCAAUUGGUUGUAGAUGCAACUAGUCUCAACACCUUCAUCUGGAUAACUAUGACCUGGAUGAAUGAGGAUAUCUACAGACAUUUUAACUGAUAGUGCUACAGAUUUUUAUUUUAACUUGGGUUUAUUUAAUGGGGUAUAAUUUUCCACUUAAACAUUUCUCAUGUGACAAUCUCAUAAACGAAGUUCGGUGACCAAUUUGGGCAGAUAGAAAGCUGAAAUGUAAAUGUAUUAUACGUGACAGUAUAGAUUCCUUUCUUUUAUUUUAUUUAUCCUUGUGCAUCAACAUUUGUCACUAUUCAUCAUAUAUUUUUAUAUAUAUACUUGCAGGCAGCAUAGGUAAAUACUGUAGAACAGGCGACGGUUGUGGGAGUGAGUGUGUGUGUGUGGGGGGGGGGGUCUUAAUGUUCACGUUUCCACUUGAGAGAGAGAGAGAGGGAGGAAGGGAGGGAGAGAGAGAGAGGGAGGAACUCGGAUGACAGAGCCAGGACCACGCGCUACAGAAGACGGACGAGGGAAUGCGACAUGUCUCCAGGAUUCAGGUAAGUUUGGAUGCAACAGACAGAAAAAAAGGCAUCUUCAAAUGAGCAUGAUGUCAACAGGACAACGACAGAAAAACAUGUCAGGAAUAUAGGCUGAUCUCAUUCUCCCUCCUGCUAAAGAUACUAGUCCGUGUAUUCUUCUUCUAUCAUCAGAUAAUUGUUAUCAUUAAUAGUAAUAUUCACCGUAUGGUACCUUAUAGGUCGCACGACAGAUAGGGAGGAAAUAUAGGGUAUAGGUUUAAAACAAGACCCGCCGGGGGGGGGGGGGGGGUCUUGUGUCGGUCCCCCUUGAAGAAUCCAAACACGAGUCGAUCAUGGAAGGAGGUUUGCGCCUCGUCUUCAUCAGAAAAGUGUGAGAGUCAGAUCGUGAAGACGACGGCGUCUGUGAGAGGAGGACGAGGAGCCCGGCAGCCCCCAGAUCCAAACACCUUCUCGUGGCGUGUUGGAGGAGAGCGCGCUGUCCGCGGUGCUGGAGUCAUUUCUUCUCCAUGGAGGAGCAGCGCAGCGCACUCACGGCACUGGCUAUCUGUUUCUGUUUUAGACCUGGCUGCUGCACCAGCACCUAUACUUGGGUUAUUCCCAGUGGAACAGUAUAGUCCUGUUCGGCCACCACUGCCCACGGAUCGGUUGGGUGGGAGUUAAGUGCCUUGCGCAAAGGCACAUAACUCCCCAUGGAUGGCAGUUGGUGAGAGAGGCUGGAGGACCCCUGCCAGCCGCAGGAAUGUAAAGCAGGGCGUCGAGAGAAGGGAGCAUGCGUCACCUGCACACAUAUAGGGGGCACGUUUAGCACAUCUGGCGUCGUUUUUCUCGUGUCCUCUCAGCAGUUUGUCUCAUUUCUCCGCAGGUGCGCGCGGAUAUGCGCCAGGCGUCGUGCUCACUGACCACGGUCGCUGGGAUAAACGUGGAUGUACCGACGGACAGCGGGUAGUAUGCCCGCACAGUUGGCGCGGCUCACGCGACGUGGCGCAACAUGGCACGCGUAAAGAUGGGUCUCCUCGCUCCCCUGUGUCUCCCCGCGCUCUUCUUCCGCGUCCUCGUGCUCACCCACGGCAGCAGCGUCUAUGAGCGGUCGGCGGUGCCGCGCGCCGUGUCCCGCGCCGUGGCCCGCAUGGACGGGGACGUGAUCAUCGGCGCGCUCUUCUCCGUGCACCACCAGCCGUCUGCGGAGAAGGUGGCCGAGCGGAAGUGCGGGGACGUCCGCGAGCAGUACGGCAUCCAACGGGUGGAGGCCAUGUUCCACACGCUGGACCGCAUCAACAGCGACCCCGACUUGCUGCCCAACAUCAGCCUGGGCUGUGAGAUCCGGGACUCCUGCUGGCACUCCUCCGUGGCCCUGGAGCAGAGCAUCGAGUUCAUCCGAGACUCCCUCAUUUCCAUCCGGGAUGAUAAGGACGGGUCCAAGUGGUGCAUCGACGGCACCCCGUCCAACCAGCCUCCACCCACCAAGAAACCCAUCGCCGGAGUGAUCGGACCGGGAUCCAGCUCGGUGGCCAUUCAGGUGCAGAAUCUGCUGCAGCUCUUCAACAUCCCGCAGAUCGCCUACUCCGCCACCAGCAUCGACCUGAGCGACAAGACCCUGUUCAAGUACUUCCUGAGGGUCGUGCCCUCGGACACCCUCCAGGCCCGGGCCAUACUGGACAUUGUCAAGCGUUACAACUGGACCUAUGUGUCUGCGGUGCACACUGAGGGAAACUAUGGGGAGAGCGGCAUGGAGGCCUUCAAGGAGCUGGCCUCUCAGGAAGGCCUGUGUAUCGCCCACUCGGACAAGAUCUACAGUAACGCAGGGGAGAAGCACUUUGAUCGCCUUCUGAGGAAACUGCGGGAGCGUCUACCCAAAGCCCGCGUGGUGGUGUGUUUCUGCGAGGGCAUGACAGUCCGAGGUCUCCUGAUGGCCAUGAGGCGACUGGGAGUGUUUGGGGAAUUCCUCCUCAUUGGCAGUGAUGGAUGGGCGGACCGCGACGAGGUUGUCGAGGGUUACGAGCAUGAAGCGGAGGGAGGAAUCACCAUGAAGCUGCAAUCAGAGGUGGUCAAGACCUUCGAUGACUACUACCUGAAGCUGCGUCUGGACACCAACACCAGGAACCCCUGGUUUGCUGAGUUCUGGCAGUACCGUUUCCAGUGCCGCCUGCCUGGUCAUCCGCAGGAGAACAAGAACUACAAGAAAGUCUGCUCCGGUGACCACGACCUUCAAGGUGGAAAUGAAAGUCUGCAUGAAAACUAUGUUCAGGACAGUAAGAUGGGCUUUGUCAUCAAUGCCGUCUAUGCCAUGGCUCAUGGCCUCCAUGACAUGCACCAGGAGUUGUGCCCGGGACAGACGGGUCUCUGUGAGGCCAUGGACCCUAUUGACGGCAGCAAGUUGCUGGACUACCUCUUGAAGACGUCCUUCGGAGGAGUCUCAGGGGAGGAUAUUUAUUUUGAUGAAAACGGAGACACCCCAGGAAGGUAUGACAUCAUGAAUCUACAGGGUGUGGGUGAGGAUCGCUUUGACUAUAUAAAUGUGGGCUCCUGGCAUGAGGGCAUCUUGAGCAUCGACGACAGCAAGCUGUGGCUGAACAGCAGCGACAUGGUCCGCUCAGUCUGCAGUGAGCCGUGCUCCAAAGGACAGAUCAAAGUGAUUAGGAAGGGCGAGGUGAGCUGCUGCUGGAUCUGCACCACGUGCAAGGACAAUGAGUACGUCCAGGAUGAGUUUACCUGCAAGGCGUGUGAGCUGGGAUGGUGGCCCGACGAUGAACUGGCAGUCUGCCAGCCGCUGCCUCUGAAGUACCUCGACUGGGCGGAUGUGGAGUCCAUGGUCGCAGUGGCCUUCUCCUGUGUGGGCAUCCUAAUCACCUCCUUUGUCACCUUUGUUUUCAUCCAGUACCGUGAUACACCUGUGGUUAAGUCCUCCAGUAAGGAACUCUGUUAUAUCAUCUUGGCAGGGAUCUUCCUCGGCUACAUCUGUCCGUUCACAUUGAUCGCCCAUCCCACUGUAGUCUCCUGCUACUUGCAGCGUCUCCUCGUGGGCCUCUCAUCUGCCAUGUGCUACUCUGCCCUGGUGACCAAGACAAAUCGUAUUGCCCGCAUUUUGGCGGGCAGCAAGAAGAAGAUCUGCACCAAAAAGCCUCGUUUCAUGAGCGCCUGGGCCCAGGUGGUCAUCGCCUUUAUGCUCAUCAGUGUGCAGCUAACUCUGGAGAUCACACUCAUCAUUCUGGAACCCCCAGAGCCCAUCAAGUCGUACCCAAGCAUACGUGAGGUCUACAUCAUCUGUAAUACCAGCAACGUGGGCAUGGUGGCACCACUGGGCUACAACGGUCUACUGAUCAUGAGCUGCACCUACUAUGCCUUCAAGACGCGGAACGUCCCAGCUAAUUUUAAUGAGGCUAAAUACAUUGCCUUCACAAUGUACACUACCUGUAUCAUAUGGUUGGCCUUUGUUCCCAUCUAUUUUGGCUCCAACUACAAGAUCAUCACCACAUCCUUCUCUGUCAGCCUGAGUGUAACUGUGGCACUGGGAUGCAUGUUCACCCCCAAGAUGUACAUUAUCAUUGCCAAACCGGAGAGGAACGUCCGAAGCGCCUUCACCACAUCCGACGUGGUGCGAAUGCACGUCGGAGAUGGCAAGUCUGCUCAAUGUGGAACUAACAGCUUCCUUAACAUGUUCCGACGGAAGAAGCCUGCCUCUGGAAACGCUAAUUCUAAUGGCAAGUCUGUGUCAUGGUCUGAAUCAGGUGCAAGACACCCUCCGAGGGGGGGGAAUGUGUGGCACAGACUGUCUGUGCAUGUGAGGAAACAGGAAGCCGGCUUGAAUCAGACGGCGGUCAUCAGGCCCCUAACUAACACCCCCGACCCCCACAGUUGUGAGCCCUCCACCUGCAACCUUGGCACAGACCCACAACUACCCCAAGAACCGCCUGGCACUAAGCCUCUAUACAACCUGAUGGAGGAGGACGACGACGAGGGCGAUGUGCAGCGCCCCCUCUGGACUCCCGCCUGCUCUGGACAGAUGCAAAGGCUGGAGUCCGAUUUAGAUAAUCCAAAUUCUUAUUUGCCCCCUCACUUGAUGAGCUACACUACAGAGCACUUGCAGGGGGCUGUGGUGCACACACACAGCUCCCAUGUCCCUGCACUGAAUGAUCACGCUCAAUGCUCCGAGGCGAUCCCUGCCGACGAGCCUUUGCGCUUGAUGCCCUCCCAGCUUCCUUUGGCCCCACAACUGGGGGCAUUUGAAGAGCAGGGGCCCGAGGAUGAGGAACUGGACCUCUUACACAGCUACAUUUACAGUGCCAAGGAGGAGGGGGAGGGGGAGGACGGGGAAGAUGUGGAUUCAACUCACAACAAGGCAACUCUGGAGGAUUCCCUUGCACUAUCUCCUCCCUCCCCCUUCAGAGAUUCUGUGUAUUCGGGGGAGUCCCUGAGCGGCUCCCCCGCCAUCGAGUCGAUGCUCGGUAGCCCGUCGGGCUCAGUCUACACCUCAAACAUGCUCCAAGACUUCGCACACAGCUCCUCAACACUGUGAGAGCAAAACAGGCACUGACACAGUGGCUGUCAGCACAAUUGUACAUCACACAAACAUGCAUUUCCACACGCGCAGACACACACACACACACACACACACACACACACACACACACAUACAAAUACAUAUAUAUAUACACACAACAUUAUUUACCUUUGAAAAACUUUGAUUAUGUUGCUCUGUCAUUUGCUUGCCUGUAUUUAUUACUCUGCUUUUUAUGCAUUAGGGUUGAAGCCAAACUACAUGUAGAAAAACACCAGGUAUCAUCCAUGAGUGCUCACAUUUCUGAAGGGCUGUCAGUGCACAAAGCCUUUUCUGGAAAAUGUAAAACUGGGAAAAAAAAAACAAACAGUGCCAAAUUGAAUCAGCUCUCAUGCCAAAUUUUUCGAUGAAUUACGCAACACUGGGAAUUAAAGUAAAGGACGUAGCUGUGGUUUUCACGGUGGCAGUAAUUGGUCUACAACAACAAAUGCAAGGAGCAUCCCAGUUGUGUGCACAGUACUCACGUGCACACGUGCAUCGUGAGACACAAACUGGCUCUAAGGACUACAGUAGCUCAAGUGCAUUUCAUGCCAGUUUUGAUUAGCUCUGCUCCUCUCUGCCGCACACGCACAUGUCUGUUUGCGUGUGCAGCGGUCGCGGCUGCAUCGACAAACUAUUUGCUCUCUGCCUUUUAAUUUUUUUUUAUUAUUAAUGAAUUUCACCUCAGCAUUCUCUCAUCAGACCUCACUGCUAUUUAAAUAUUACAAAGAGAUAGGUUAACAUGAAAAGUGCAGUAAGUUGGUUGAAUAUUACUUUUUUUGUGUUGCAAGGUGUGUUCAAAAUGACAAAAAAAAAAUAUGAUUACUGAACUGAGAUUCUGCUGAAGACUUUGCGCUGUACGAUGUGCCAAUCAAAAAGAAAAAAAAUCAACCUACAUCCCUGCUUUCGAUUUUUACAAUGUAGCUGAUACAGGUUUAGCGUGAUUGUAGAUGAUGGCAAUGUUGUUCAUUCUGUUUACACUCAAUCAUUACCCUGAGAAGCAGUUUUAUGAUCAUGGGAUGUGACAAAAGUGAGUUUUACUGUGUCAUUGUAAUGGAAAACACAGUACUUGUACAAGUUCUCAAAGUUUGUAAUACUGUCAAGCCAUCUCUUGUUUUUCACACAGGUGGUAUGUUUGUAAUACUGAUAAAUGUUUCUAUAUUUAGAAUGUCAACUGGAAAAAAAACAACGAGUUUAUACAUUUUGAAACUGUCCGCAGAUUCUCGUCAAGGAGCAGUGUGUUUGGUUUUUGGGUAACCUCUGAGCUAACUUGAGUCGACCGUAUCCUCUUGAAAAUAAUCAGUUGUAAAAAGUAACCGAUGAUUAGUUGCUUCUUGUAAUGACAUUAUACAUGUUUUCGAUUUUGCUUAAAUCUUGCAUUAUAAACUGAAGUAGUUUACUUGAGGUUAAGUUUCUUAGUUCUUUAUCGAUAAGAAUGCAAAUAAUUUCAAGGUACAAGACUAUACAGUGCAUAGUGCAAUUGUAUUGUAUUUCCAAAUGUUUUUAGUCUAUUAUAGUGUAAGUUGUGAACUGAUUUUAACCAAUGUGAAAAUAUACGAGGGUGCCACCUGCUUUACACUGUCAGCUCUGGAGUGAAAUAGGCCUUUUAUGUUUUUCGCGUAAGCUGAACAUAUGCUGUUGAAUAAAGAGAAAUAAUAUUUA
Messenger RNA from Scophthalmus maximus (turbot), 9713 nucleotides. It is a transcript of the gene grm1a, whose product is annotated as glutamate receptor, metabotropic 1a. Gene Ontology annotation, biological process: regulation of synaptic transmission, glutamatergic; G protein-coupled glutamate receptor signaling pathway. Lineage: Eukaryota; Metazoa; Chordata; Actinopteri; Pleuronectiformes; Scophthalmidae. The coding region runs from base 4506 to 8030 and encodes 1174 amino acids. Gene Ontology annotation, molecular function: adenylate cyclase inhibiting G protein-coupled glutamate receptor activity; G protein-coupled receptor activity involved in regulation of postsynaptic membrane potential. Gene Ontology annotation, cellular component: postsynaptic density membrane. The transcript has 10 exons. The record is from RefSeq and is a predicted model, not a curated record.